UGCCUCCGAGGCACCGUUGAGUUUUUACGCGUUUUUGAACAUCCCGCGUGUGACAAUGACUCUCUCCAGUGAAUUUGAAGCUUCACAACACGCUACUUCGACUCUAGAGGAGGAUGAGAUUGACAUAGUUGGCGAGGACAAUCCUACCCACGGGCGUUUAUAUCGAAAUGAGUGCUCUACGGACGCCGGAUCCUCAGCAGAAUCUGGUGCUGAAUUUGACUCUUCAGAGCCGGACUCAUCGGGCGAAAGUGAGAGCAGUUUCUGCGCAGACGCACCGCCGUCCAGGAAAGCCCAGAGCAGCUCGGUAAAACCUCCCUACUCCUACAUUGCCCUCAUCACCAUGGCCAUCCUGCAGAGCCCGCUCAAGAAGCUCACGCUGAGUGGCAUUUGUGACUUCAUCAGCAACAAAUUUCCUUACUACAGAGACAAGUUCCCCGCUUGGCAGAACUCCAUCAGGCACAACCUCUCCCUCAACGACUGUUUCAUCAAGAUCCCGAGGGAGCCUGGGAACCCAGGCAAAGGUAACUACUGGUCUCUGGACCCUGCCUCAGAAGACAUGUUCGACAACGGCAGCUUCCUGCGGCGAAGGAAGCGCUUUAAGAGAAACCAGCCAGAGUUCAGCAAAGACGGACUUAUGUUUUAUUCCAACUUGAACUCCUACCGGCCUUACGGGCAACCGUAUUGUGUCCAGGGUCAGAUAAGCCCCCCACCCACUGCUCCUAUCCGGUACAUGCCCCUGCAGGAGGGCAUCAUGAUGCCUCCCUCUUCCUAUCACCUUCUACCACAAACCUUGAACAAUCACGGGAAGCGCAGUGGGCCUAAAGACUUAAGGGCGCAGCUUUGCGCGACAGAACCCGCUGAGCCAAAGCCUGGCCCGCAGGCAAAGUGCUCUUUCAGCAUCGACAGCAUCAUGAGCAAACCCUCUCCCGUCAGUCCUCAGAACCCAAAUCCACAGCAGGGCCCUCACAGCGCUCUUGGAUACGGUCAUCUCAUGUCGGGCCCCGCUGCCUAUUUGGUUCCGACGCUCCUGCAGGCUCACAGGACUCCACUCUGUCCUCCCGCCUUGCUGAGCACUGCUCCCUUAAUAAAUGAGCACCUCAGACUCUCCUACCCUCGCUGCUGAAGCCUUUGGUCAUAAGAAACAAUACAGUGUCUGUAUGUUUGAUGCUAUGUAAAGAC
This is a messenger RNA of Toxotes jaculatrix (banded archerfish), 1179 nucleotides long. RefSeq names its product forkhead box D5 (gene foxd5). Gene Ontology annotation, biological process: cell differentiation; anatomical structure morphogenesis; regulation of transcription by RNA polymerase II. Gene Ontology annotation, molecular function: RNA polymerase II cis-regulatory region sequence-specific DNA binding; DNA-binding transcription factor activity, RNA polymerase II-specific. The coding region runs from base 56 to 1123 and encodes 355 amino acids. The transcript has a single exon. The record is from RefSeq and is a predicted model, not a curated record. NCBI's taxonomy places the organism in Eukaryota, Metazoa, Chordata, Actinopteri, Toxotidae.